CAUCUGUGGAUUACAUGUCUAGGAGCCUGGAUGUUAGUGAUGGUGGUGGAUGGUAAAGAAAUUAUGCAUGCGAGGACUCCAUUGUUUGCACGCAAACCUUUCGUAGUGCUAUGGAACGCACCAACCAGACUGUGCCAGCUGCGGUACAAGGUGGAUUUAGACCUUAGAACUUUUAAAAUUCAUGCAAAUCCCAAUGACGAUUUGAGUGGCUCCACUGUGACAAUAUUUUAUCACAAUCUCUUGGGCUACUACCCCUAUUUAAAGAGCCCCGCUAAGCCCAUCAAUGGAGGAAUACCACAGCGUGGAAACCUAUACAAGCACAUCGCCAAAGUCAAGUCUGAUCUCAAAAAGGCCAUACCUACGAAUCAAUUCCAGGGACUUGGAGUCAUUGACUGGGUAGACUGGAAGCCCCAGUGGAUGAGGAACGUGGGCACUAGAAAUAUGUACAAAAUUUGGUCUCUCGAACCUAUUAGAAAGGAGAAUCCUCACUGGUCUAGUUUCAGAAUCAGGAGCGCCGCCAAGCAAGCAUUUGAAAAGGCAGGGGAAACGUUUAUGAAGAACACCCUUAUCGAAGCGAAAAGAAUGAGACCAAAGGGACUCUGGGGUUACUAUCUAUACCCGGAAUGCCAUAAUUAUAAUUUCAUGGCGCAUCCAGAUAAAUACACAGGAAAAUGUGAAAAGCUUGACUUGAAAUUGAACGACCGUCUGCUUUGGUUAUGGAAAGAAAGCACUGCCCUAUAUCCUUCCGUAUACCUGCAGCACAGGCUGCAGUCAAGUCGGAACUCUCAGAGAUUUGUGCGCUAUCGGGUUAUGGAAGCAAUGCGUGUUGCUACCAUGGCUAGAAAGGACUAUGCCUUGCCUGUUUUUGUGUAUUCUAGGCCAUUUUAUGCCAGAACGUUCAGCCCUUUGACAGAGGAAGACUUGGUGAAUACUAUUGGUGAGAGUGCAGCACUGGGGGCCGCAGGAGUCGUCCUGUGGGGAAACCAUCGGUAUGCCCUAAGUAAAGAAAGCUGCGUGCAACUGAAAAGCUAUGUAAGUGGUCCCUUGGGACGUUACAUCAUUAAUGUGACUUCUGCGGCCACGUUCUGCAGCAAAACUCUCUGCAACAUGAAUGGAAGAUGCGUUCGUAGAAACAGUGAAUCGGAUGCUUAUCUGCAUUUGCCUUCUCACCGUUAUAAGAUUGUCUUCGAUAACUCCGAUGCAAGAAAAGUCCUCGUGAAAGGAUAUCUGAGGCAGAAGGAUAGAAAGACCCUGAAAAGCAGUUUCAUCUGCCACUGUUACCAGGGAUGGAAGGGGUCGGCUUGCAAGUGGCCUUCGUCCUCAAAAGGGUGA
This is a messenger RNA of Podarcis muralis (Common wall lizard), 1332 nucleotides long. The record is from RefSeq and is a predicted model, not a curated record. NCBI's taxonomy places the organism in Eukaryota, Metazoa, Chordata, Lepidosauria, Squamata, Lacertidae.